UGUGUGUCUGUGCAUCGGGGAGCUCGUUUCAACCUGGGUCCUGCCUCGCCCGCUGUCUGAGCUCCCGGCGGUAUGCGUUUUCUGUGCUCUCUUUUGGAAUAACUGCAGUUCCCCUCUGCAUUGGCCCACUGCAAGAUCCAGCCCAGCUCCGGAGGAGAAGUUCCCACUCUCCAGCCCCCUUCGCAAGAUCAGCAUCCACACGCCUGGCGUGAAUUUCCACCCCUGCAGCCGGCUGCCUUCUCAGGAGAGGUGGAGCGAUGAUGAACAUGAUGCUGCUGCUCUGGGUAUUUUCCCGCCUUGCUUUUACAGACGCAUUUAUCUCUGGGGACAGUGCAGACGACCUCAAGGCUCUGAGGGUCUCCAUUGCCAAACACCCGCCAGUCCGGGCAGUGCUGGCAGGCACCCUCACCAUUCCCUGCCACGUCACCUACCUGCGUCCCCUGGCCACCUCUAGUACAGCGGGGCGCCGGGCGGUGUUGGGGGCGCCCCGGGUCAAAUGGACCUUCAUCUCUGAGGGGAAGGAGGCUGAGAUCCUGGUGGCCCGGGGGCAGAAGGUGAAGGUGAGCGAAGGCUACCGUUACCGUGUCUCCUUGCCCUUCUACCCGGCCACGCCCACUGACGCCACUUUGGUGAUGAGCGAGCUCCGGUCCAAUGACUCCGGGAUCUACCGCUGUAAUUUGCAGCACGGCAUCGAGGACGGGCAUGACCUGCUGGAGGUGAAGGUCAAAGGGGUGGUGUUCCUUUAUCGGGAGGGCUCCACGCGCUACGCCUUCACCUUUGCCAAGGCUCGGGAGGCCUGCGCCAGGAUAGGGGCACAGAUCGCCACCCCCGAACAGCUGUACGCCGCCUAUUUCAGUGGCUACGAGCAAUGCGACGCGGGCUGGAUCGCAGACCAGACGGUCAGGUACCCAAUCCACACCCCUCGUGAGGCCUGUUAUGGAGACAUGGAUGGGUUGCCAGGGGUCCGUAACUAUGGAGUAGUGGACCCAGAAGACAUGUACGAUGUAUACUGUUACGUUGAAGAUCUGCACGGAGAACUCGUUUUGGGGACCGCCCCAGACAAAUUCACCCUGGAGGAGGCCAAGGCUCACUGUCAGGAUCUGGGAGCGGAGAUAGCGACGCCGGGCCAGCUGUACGCGGCCUGGAACGAAGGGCUGGACCACUGCAGCUCGGGCUGGCUGGCUGACGGCAGCGUCCGCUACCCCAUUGUCACCCCGCGGGAACGGUGCGGAGGGAGCCAGCCGGGAGUCAAAACCGUCUUCCAGUUCCGGAACCAGACUGGAUUCCCCAAUGCCCAGAGCAGAUACGAUGUGUACUGCUUUCGAGAAGAGACAGACUCUUUCACGGAGUCUCCAGAAAAAUACCGAGCCACUGAGCCCGAGGGGGUCAAGGAGAUUGUUACAGUGACAGACAAGAUGGAGGAGCUGCAGCUGCCCAGAGCGGAAGUGGAGAAUGAGUCGAGAGGGGCUAUAUACGCCGUCCCUCUUUUUCAGGACAUGAGUGAUGCUGAGCAGCAAAAGCCGAGCAGUGCCCCCGAAGAGGCAUCAAUUCCUAUCUCCCGGGAAGCCCUGCUAGAUAACUCCGUAUCCUCAGAUCUAGGACUUCACCCGCCAUCACGUUUCCCCGAGAGCCAAGCCAGUCCCGAGGCAGGUCUGAUUAGCAGCGAUGUAAAACCAGGGAGCCCUGCCCCUCCAGCUGAGGAAGGGGAAAAGGGGAGAAUUGGAAAUUGCACAGAGACACCCAGGAAUGAGGAAGAACGUGGAACUGACCCGUUGGAGGGAGAGAACGUGAGGACUGCUGAAGAGAAGCAGACUCCAGGCAGCAGCCACCAGGGAUCAGAUGGGGUGAAUCUAGUUCUUCCCACUGAGAUGACUCCAGGAGAGCCCCAGUCCAUGGUCCCCCACGCAGAGGUAGAAAUGACUGGUGGAGACAUGACCGCCAGCCCUACAAAUGCGCCAGCGGAAAUCUCACCGAAACUAGCCGGAUCCGGUGAUGCAAUCAAACCCAAUAUGUCUCACGUCCCUGUCAGUUCCCACCAAGAACGCAGAGAGGAGCCCACAGCAGAAGGCAGCUCUGCUGAUGGCUUAGGAGUGGAUUUCAUCCCUGGUUCAUCCCUGGACCUAGAGGUCGUUGCCACGAAGAAGGUGGAUGCUCUGGAGCAGCUAGCUCGCACCACCAGCUCCAGGGGCAUCAAGGAGGACUCUGGGGUGCAAGAGCACUCUCCUACCGUCGCUGCUUCUGCUGCCCCAACUGUGGGGUGGAAGGCAGAAGAUCUCAAAGAACCAGGUCAGCGGCUCUUUACGGAACGUGCCCAGACCUACGCCACACCUCCAAGUGGGCUUGUUUCCGGGAUGAGCAGCACACGCUUCCCUGACCCGGGCAGACGCCCGGGUUCUUCUGAAGAUACAGAGCUGUCUGGAGAUGUGGCUCUUGGCCCAGUGUGGCCAAAAGGGACCUCAACGAUUCAGGAUACCCCGCUGUCUGCAUCCCCUGGUAUGGGAACAUCCAGCCUCCAGGAGAACGAGGAGCACUCGGGUUCUACCUGGCUUCUGCAGCCCGCCACCCCCCGCUCCCAGACGGGGGACAUCCGCUCUGCCUCCCGACCGGAGGGGACGAUGGUUGCCCUCACCAUUUCGCACACCGAAGUAGGCCAGGUCCACACAAUGCUGCCACCCAGCGGGGAGUCUCCAGCAGAGGACGACAGCCAGACGGUGGGACGCAAGAGCGUGGAGCCGCCCGACUCCGACGCGAGCGGCCCGUUGUCAGGUGAAUCAUCUGAGGAGGAGAAGGCCAUUGAAGAGCAAACUGUUCCCUCCGCGACCCCAGCAAUGGCGGCCAUCUCCCCCAUGGGUACUGGAGAACCAGAAGGGGAAGGAUGCUCAUCCAGCGCCAAGCACGGCCUCACCUCCCCCACUGCAGACGUCUUCAAAGAAGCAUCGGGCCCAGCGUUGGACGGGAUCCCUUUCACAGACGCCCCUUUGACCACCACCAGCCCUCUCCCCGUCCUGCCAACAGACAGCGCCAGCCUGGGAGCAGGGGUGAACAUUUCAGAUGACUGCAUCCCAAACCCUUGUAUGAAUGGAGGGACCUGCAGCGAAGAAGAAUACCGCAUCAGCUGUAUAUGUCUGCCAGGCUAUGGAGGAGACAUCUGUGAAACAGAUCUGGAGAAGUGCAGCCUAGGCUGGGACAGCUUCCAGGGUUCCUGCUAUAAACAUUUCGCCACCCGAAGGAGCUGGGAGGAUGCAGAAACUCAGUGCCGGCGUUAUGGUGGCCACCUGGCCAACAUCAUGACCCCCGAAGAGCAGAACUUCAUCAACAGGCUAUCCAAGUGCCUCAUAAUCCUUGCUGCUGUUACCUGCUGUUGCUACUCCCAGGAAAACUCCACACUGGCCUAAAAGCCUGCUGCUGCCGGCAAUUGCAGCUUGCUGAGAAGAGAAAUUUGAAGGAGCACUAUCUAUUUUUCAACGUGCUCCUUUUCUCCAGGUGGCACGUUCCCCUGCAGUUCCGAGUACUCAGCUGCACCACGAACAGACUUUUACAGGGCUAGUCAGCAAUUCUGUGACCAGAAAAUCUUACCAGCUGAUUGUUCUCCACCUUUCUUCCUGACUCCUCCAACUUGCUUCCACACUUAUUACCAUGACGCAUGUCCUGUUUCCACUGUUCUUCAUGCCUUCCCCUCAGGACAUCCGUCACUCCCAUGGGAACAGUGGAGGUCUUACUUCAGCAACUAUGUGCUUUCUGUAGAAACUUCUCUAUACUCUCCAGAAAAGCAGAAAGACUUACUGCUUCAUUGCCUUGGUCCCAAAGGGCAACAAAUCUUCAAACAUCUUCCUCCUUUUCCUGACAUACUGCAAAAUGUGACUCUCUCCGCCCCGGAGGAUCAUUUUAAUCCUUUACUCAAUGUUACUGCUGGAUGCUUCACGUUCUGUUCCCGUGUAUAGAUGCCUCAUGAGCCCAUCGACUACUGCAUGGCUGCCUUAUGUGAGUUGAGUGCAACCUGUGAAUUUGCCAUUUUCACAGAUGAGAUGCUCAGGAUCAAAUCAUCAUGACAGUUCCAAGAUUCCAAGACUGUCUGAAACUAUGCUAAGUAGACAUCAUUGAACCGGUUGACUCAUCUGAAUGGGUUUCUCCUAUCAUUCUUGCAAGGAAACCUAAUGGUGCCAUCUGCACGUGUGGACUUGAGAGCUCUAAAUUCCAACAGAGUGGUGGAUUGUCAUCCUCUAACCAACGUCAGUGAAAAGCUGCUCACCUUGAAGGAAGCAAGAAUCUUUAUGACCCUUGAUUUAUCCUCAGUGUACCACCAGAUCCCCUCAGUGGAAGUAUCCCACAUGUACACAGCUUUCAUCACUCCAGAAGGCUUGUUCCAAUUCAAACGGAUGCCAUUUGGGUUAGCCUCUGCAGCAUCUGUAUUCCAGAGAAUGAUGCAUGUGAUCGUUAGAGAGAUACGGGUGUCCUUUCAAGAGCACAGUGUGGUGUACGGCAAAGAUGAUUCUGAACAUGAUGUCAUCCUAACAAGGGUUCUGGAAAAACUCCAACAACAUGGACUUACUAGCAGCGCACACACACAAAAAGGCAAUUCUGUACUGACUCAGUGUCAUGUCUAGGUCAUAUUAACUCUUGGAAUGGCCUACAACCAAAACCAGACCGCGUGAAAGCCCUUUGCGAAGCACCAGAGUUGGACAAUAAGGACAAACUUUGAUCCUUCUUGGGACUGUGCGAAUACUAUUCAACGUUUGUGCGGCAGUUUGCUCUGAAAGUAGUUCCUUUGUGUUGUCGCCUAAAAACGAAUGCAUGGCUUGAAUGGGAUGAAGUGCACAAGAACAGCUUUAAUGACCCAAAACCCGCAAUUGCCACCGGCCCGACUCUUUGCAGCUCAAACGCAAAAGAGCUAACGAUUGUCACCACGGAUGCUUGUGAGUGCGGUCGUGGUGCUGUCUUGACUCGGCUAAGAAAUGGACAAGAAGUCAUUAUUGCAUUCGGGUCCAGAGCCCUGAGUGCUCCAGAAAAAACAGAUUGUGUCAUUGAGAAAGAAAGUCUGGCAUGUUUCUGGGCAGUAAGACACUUCAGAACCUACCUGUGGGUAGGAGAUUUAUCUUGAGAUCUGACCACAAACCUCUUUCAAUUCUAUUCACCAUGCCAGGCUUGGCUCGACCAGACCAAUACUGGUCAAUCAUUUGAGCGCUGUGAAGGAGCAAGGGGAAUAAAACUUACCUUUGCUGUUCUCUAGCUUCCCAAGUCUUCCGCACAGGGGCUCAGAUACAAAAUAAACCAACGUCUGUGGGACCUGGGUUUGUACACUCGGUGUUUCCAAGAGUGUGCUUGAGCGUUCUCACUGCAUUGUAAACCUGGGUGUACAAUUGCUGGGCCUGGGUCUCACAGCUGGGCUAAUGCGUCCACGCUGCACUACACCGACCUUCUGACUCAGAUCUGUGGCUUGAGCUGCAUCCACACUGACAGGGCUUGGCCCCAAGUCACAGUGGGACUCAGGCUCUGACCCAACCCCUAGCAGGAUCCUAGGACUCAGGCCCCAAGUGCUCGCUGACCUGAGUCAACUGAUUUGUGUGUGGACAGAAGAGGGUGGGGCGGGGCUGGGUUCAAACCUGAGUCAGAGCCCAGCCUUGUCGCGCAGCGUAGACAGACCCUACACAUUUUUGAGCUUUUCUCUGCAACCACGACAGUUAGAAACUUACUUUUAGUUUUUCAGUGAAAGCUGAGGGCUUGUCUAGAUGAACAAGUUAAUUCAGGAUAAAAAUGGGGUAUAAAUCUACACCGCUCUCGCCUGCCACGCACAUGUGCGUCUGGAUCCUGCGGCUGUGCACUGAAAAUUCCCUAGCGCACUUUAAUCUACUCCUGUUUCAAAGCAGGGAACUCCCUCUGUAGCCUGUGAACUUUUCUCCCCUCUCCCGGCAGCAUUCCCUGCUGUUCCUUGCAGCCGGUGUGGAGCGCCGCUCCCUUGCCUUCCUCCCCUGAUGCAUUAGCUAAGCCAUGGUGGUGGCAGCAACAACCUGCAGAUUAGAGAGAGCUGCUCUGUGUGUGGGUGCACGCACGUAUCACGUGUACACACCUGUCUGAGGUGUGCACGAACGUUCACGUGGGUGCGUGCAUGUGCGUGAAGGAGGCUCACCUCACUGAAAGUGGUGCGAGACACAGAGGUAAAUGAUCAUGGAAAACUCAAGGAUAGCUAGCUAGCUAGCUAGGAUGUAUGGGGAUAGAUGGAUAGAUAGAUACUAAAGUUUAAAGAAAAACAAAGAGCACUCAUGAAAAACCCAGGGAGGGAAAGAAGGCCGUACAGUGGGACACAGGGAGAAAGGGACAGAGGAUCAGAGAGAAAGCGGAUGCCGUAGUGGGGCAAAAAGCAGUCCAGGGCAGGAGGAAGGGAAGGUGUGAGACAGGGGAGGGGAAAGGGGGAUUGUGUGCCGAAGGUUGCCGCCCUAACCUGGCAGGGCUGUCACUUGCAGUGUGAGCAGUGGGCCUGCACAGAGGCGGUGGGGAGCGGCUGCAGCUUGGAGUGCGGGAUGAGAGGAUGGGGAAAUGGAUGGACUCUGCUGCCCUCUCCUGGAAGGACCCAAGAACGAGCCCCCUUUAAACGAAAUACCUUGAGCUUGACUCUGGGCUGCCCUGCACUCUGUGCAUUUACCUCAGGGCACAGGGGUUACCAAACGCUACCAAAUCACGACGAACACCUCGGACCUUAGAGCUGGUCACAGUUGCUUGGGAGUUUUCCUCUUUUGUCUAAAUGCCACAGGAAUUCAGUCAGCCUCCCAUACGUGUCCUUGAAAAUCACAGGCUGAAAAUAUAACCAGCCGUCUUGGCAGGGAAGUCAGUUCUCCUGCACCAGGGCACAGAUGAGAGUCAGGUGCCCUGUGUCCAGGUAAUUCCCUCCUUAACCAUUGGGGGAUUUUUGCCCUUUCCGCUGACGUGAGACAGGAUACCGACCUAGAUGGGCCAUGCUUCUGCCAAUCUGGCGGUUCCUGUUGGUUUAAUUCGCCCUGCACUAACCACCCUUUGGAUUCCAAUCCCCCUUUGGA
Caretta caretta (loggerhead turtle) is the source of this 7028-nucleotide messenger RNA. RefSeq names its product brevican (gene BCAN). Gene Ontology annotation, biological process: central nervous system development; skeletal system development; positive regulation of neuroblast proliferation. The record is from RefSeq and is a predicted model, not a curated record. Gene Ontology annotation, cellular component: synapse; perineuronal net. Gene Ontology annotation, molecular function: hyaluronic acid binding. NCBI's taxonomy places the organism in Eukaryota, Metazoa, Chordata, Testudines, Cheloniidae.